GGUUAGGAUAUUUUGCGACACAACUUGAAUUACAUUUUGUGUUACUGCGCAACAUGUUCUAUAUAGUUUGAUGAGUGGCUGUAAAUGUACUGGUUGUUCCUCCUCUCUUUUUUGACACCUGAAUUCCUUUACAUAUAUGGGGAUAUGACGCGGAAUCCAAGACCAAUGAAUUCUUCUGGAAUUGAUAAUUUUAAUUUAUGUAGGACGUUAUCUAUGUAUAAGAAUUCCAGGGAUGGUUAUAAAGCGAUUUUUCAAGAUAUAACAGGAUACAGGCAACUUGAAAAGAUUAUUCUUAAUCUCAAUGAGAUUCCAUCAAAACUCAUACACUUUAACAAAAAUCUCCUGUUGGAUUUCGCAAAAAGCAAUGAUAUUACGGAUAUGGAACUUUAUAUCCAUGGAUCAUUAUUCUAUCACAGCGUUGAAGAAAUGUUCAAAAUGUUGCCUGCAGAAGUAUCUUACAAUGUUAUUGACCAGCAUCUGCAAAAUCUCAUGAUUUCCAUCCUAACUUACGAAAAAAGAAACGUAGAAUUUGGUUACUCAGCUUCAGAACUGCGAAAAUGCUUCAAAAUAAACGAGUUUGCUGCUCAAUCAGUCAACAUCUUUGGUGACCUAACAAUCAACUGGUUUAAAGCUUUUAGCUCUGGUCUUACGCGGUACCUUAAUGCGCAAAAAUUAUUACAAAUGACGAGAACAGUUUUGAAUUCAGGACCCAGCAAAUCGUGCAGUCAUUGUAUGAGGGACCUCAGUUUGGGUUGCCCGAAUUUAGAUAAGUGCUUUGCAGCUGAUACUAAACAAGUAUGUUCAAACCCAUGCAACAGUUACUGUAUAAAUGUUUUUCGCGGAUGUUUAGCUCCGUAUAUCUUAUUUUUUCCUAAACAAUUCAUCUAUUCAAAUCAGAAGUUAGCAUGGAGUUACUCAAACCCAAUUCGUUUUGAUGAUUUGAGCUACUUUUUAAGUGCCACUACUGUGUAUCAUUUAAUUAAAAAAGGGAUUAAAGAAGCCAACGAAAAUGAAGCCUUAAUCCAACCCAAACUUGAGAAGUUUUGUAGAAAAAAUAAGCCGCGUACUUUACAAACUACUAUAGGUUUGUUCAGUAACUUAAAUGGAAAUGAUCAUACACUAAAUGAAACAAUGAGUAAUUAUUUGCAACUUAACACUGAGGAAUACGAUAAAUUAAACAAUUUCAUUGAGAAAGUUGCGAAAGAUCUAAAUUCAUAUCUUCAUGACAGAGACAAUAAAGUUCAGUAUAUGAGCAAUAUUGAGUUACUUUAUUGUUCACAAGAAGAUAAAAAUCGAUGCUGGAAUGGAUCAUCAUUUGAUCGGUAUACACGUCAAGUUCCAGAGUUCACUAUAAAUGGACAGUUAAAUAAUCCCGAAGUGAAAAUAACAAGCAAUGAUUUAAAAUACAAUUUUUCAAAAGAAAAGAAUGUUAUACGAAAGGAGCGGACAGAGGAAAAUAAUGCUCAAAAGGUGAAUUCUAAGAAUGAUGUUCCAUUGACUAACCCUCUACUUAAUCAGAAGAAAUCAGAUCGAGAAGGCUUAUUCAUUUCAGAGUCAAGUGGUACACAUCCUUCUCUUUUGUCAAGUGAUAUAAAUAUACCUCAAAUGAAUCCAAAUGUUUUUGAAUCAAAGCCAUCGAAGUAUUUUAGUGAAACUAACAACAGAGCUGAAAUCGUCAAUACAGAUGAUUUGUCGGAUCAAAUUGUGGUUCAAGGAUGUUUUGUAGAUGAUGAAGAUUGUGAAUUAAAUAUUGCUGACAAUUCAAUCGACGAUAAUGCUAAUGAAAGACAGUACACAGUACUUAUUGAAAAUGAAUCUUUCGACAAUUCAUCCGAGUCUAAGAAAAAACUACAAGAUGAUCCGGUGAAUGACAACAAAACAAAGGAAUCUUCAAAGAAAACCGAAAUACCCCCAGAGAAAGCAUUGAAUUCUACGGCAUCUAAUUCCUCAACGAAUUCAAAAGUUCAGGAAAAUAUUAGUCUCAGUAACAAAAUGUCAUUGGAAUUGGUCUGCUUUGUUUGUAUAUUCUCUAUCAAGCUUUAUCCAUUCACAUGUUUAUAAUUUUGAACAGUGUUAAAUAGGCCAUUAUAAAUGUAUAUAAAUCCCAUGUGAAUAAUCAGUAGUGUUUUACUAGCUUUUCAGUUCUAAAUUUUCCUCUUUUUUGAAACUUCCUCAGCUACUUUCCUUUACUAAACAUACAGCAUUUAUUUCAGACAUAUUGAUGACAAUGAAGUAAUCAGUGACAAAUGAUUAGUUUUUGCAUUAAACCUUCUGGAUUUUUCAUUGUACAUUCUUCGAUUUCUAUGGUUAUUUUGUGUUGUGGAUUUAAUUUCUCCAUCGUAAGAUCAUGUUCAUUGUUUACAUUUUAAAUUAAUUCUUACACUUUUUUAUUGACAGAUAUACGGUAUUAUAAAUGAUCAUGUAAAAACAUUUGUUGUCAUUGUUAAUUUGAUUAUUUAUUAUCUAUGAUCUUUAGAUUGUACGUGUUGUGAAAUUUAGUCAAUAUCUUCAUUACUACUGCUAACAAUAAUACCGUCAAGGUUUGUUUUAUAUGUUUACUCAGUGCAAACUAAAACUUCUUAUAUAUUUAACGUAUACUUAAACGGAUCGAUAUGUGGCUAGCAGUAGAAUGCAGAAUGUAUGCUUCGUCCUAUUGGGGAAUUGUCAACUGGAUGUACCUGAACCCCAAUAUUGAUAUUUUCAUAAAGACUCUAAUUCAGCACCUUUUGCUUCAACGAGUUACCCAGUAAGCUAGUAAGGUUAGAUGACAGCUGGUUUGAUGAAA
Schistosoma bovis is the source of this 2785-nucleotide messenger RNA. NCBI's taxonomy places the organism in Eukaryota, Metazoa, Platyhelminthes, Trematoda, Strigeidida, Schistosomatidae. The record is from the annotation of a GenBank genome assembly.